UGCAGGGGGGAAGCGGGAGUCACUGUAGGACACGCGUGUAUACAUCAGACAAUCCGGAGCGCAGAGCGCAGUGAGGCGAGGAUGUACGAGGAGAACUUGACUCUGCACAGACCCCGUUAUGGAUCCAUUGUGGAUGAUGAAAGACUCUCUGCGGAGGAAAUGGAUGAAAGGAGGCAUCAGAAUAUUGCCUAUGAAUAUUUAUGUCACCUAGAAGAAGCCAAACAAUGGAUGGAAGCCUGUCUACAUGAAGAAUUACCCCCUACCACGGAGCUUGAAGAAGGACUGAGAAAUGGAGUCUAUCUUCUGAAACUUGCAAAGUUCUUUGCUCCUAAAUUGGUGUCUGACAGAAAGAUCUAUGACAUUGAACAAACAAGAUUCAAGCGUUCUGGACUACAUUUUCGGCACACGGACAAUACAGUGCAGUGGCUCAGAGCGAUGGAGUCGGUUGGAUUACCCAAGAUCUUUUAUCCUGAGACAACAGAUGUUUACGAUCGAAAAAAUAUGCCUCGGGUGAUCUACUGCAUACAUGCAUUAAGUCUGUAUCUGUUCAAACUCGGAAUAGCACCACAAAUUCAAGACUUGCUGGGAAAGGUGGAUUUCACAGAGGAGGAAAUAAGUAAUAUGCGUAAGGAAUUAGAGAAGUAUGGCAUUCAGAUGCCUGCAUUCAGUAAAAUUGGUGGAAUUCUGGCAAAUGAACUUUCAGUUGAUGAAGCUACCUUGCAUGCUGCAGUAAUUGCAAUCAAUGAAGCAAUAGCUCGAGGAGUUGCAGAGGAGACCAUAAAGACUUUAAUGAAUCCAAAUGCUGUUUUAACUAAUAUAGAAAAUACUUCAGCUUGGGAUUACCAAGAGAAGUUAUUUCGGGCCAAGCAAACAAAGCAGGAGAGUGCCAAAAGUAAGAGUGAUACUAUUAAAGCAGAAGAGAGAGACAUGUAUGAGGAGCUUCUGACCCGUAAGGAGAUUCAAGACAAUGUUGAUGAAGUCAAUGUAAAUAAAGCUCUACAGAAGGUGAAUGAAGCCCUAGAGAAACGUGAUCAGGGCAAUUUACUGGCUGGUCUGCAGAUCCCUGCACUAAGACUUGUGGGAGUGCAGCAAGAGAAUUUGUCAUGGUAUCUAACACAUCUGUGUGAUCACAAAGAACAAAAGUUACAGGGGGAGAAUUUUCCUGGUAUGCUUAGCAAGGAUGAUCUUCAAGCAGGAGUUAGCUUUUCCAAUGAACAGGCUGAAGCCCAUAAAUUUAAGCUUGAAGCUGUUGAAAAGAUAAAUACUGCUAUCCGCAAUGGUGAUGCAGCUCAGACAGUGAAAGCAUUAAUGGUACCAGAGGCUCAGCUGCCUGCAAUGUACUCGCACAUGGCUGACUUGUACCAGGUAGAACUAUCCAACCUGCAGAAACAAAAUCCUGAGGGGAAACUGACUCAUGAAGAGCUUGCUAUUGCGGUGGAGAUGUUGUCAGCAGUGGCUGCACUGAAUGAAGCAUUGACAAUGAAUGAUGUUCAUGCCGUAUUACAGAACCUCACUAGCUCCUCUAUUGGAGUUAGCAAACUGCAUGAUGCAAACACACAGCGAUAUGUGAACAUGCUGGUACUAAUGAAGGCAGAAGCUACAGACCAAGGACAGCAUUACUUAAGCUGGAAUGACAUUCAGAGCUGUAUUGAAGAAGUCAAUUUGCAGGUUAAUGAAGAAAGUGAAAAGGUCAUCGCAGCUGAGCUUAUCAAUGAUAUAAUUGAUAAGGAAGAUCCCAGUAAAACACUGGAAGCAUUAUUGAUGCCAACUGCUAAAUUACAGGAAGUGAAGUCCUCAACAGCAUUCCAUUAUCAAGAUGUUCUAUGGCACACUAAGCGACAGAAGCGUAAGGUGUCUCAGGAUGACUCAGCAGUGUUGUGGUUGGAUGAGAUCCAGGAAGCAAUCAUUUCAGCAAAUAAGGACACUGAUGAAGCUCAUUGCUUGGCUGUUGCAAUAAGUGAAGUUAACUCAGCAAUUGAGAAGGGUGACUCACAGCUAAUAUUGACUACACUACAGCCUUCCAACAUAACCAUGAGAGGAGUGCUACCAGAAUGUGCUGAUACUUAUCAAAAUGAGCUCUCUGAAGCAAAAAAGCAAAAGACUGGAAAUGAACCAAAUGGAAGUGUGUGGGUUAUGCUCAAGAUAAAAGACAAAUAUGAAUACUACUACAAUUUGGAAACUACUGAGGGCACAUGGGACAAACCAGAACAUUUUGUACAGAACAACACUCAGCUCAGUAGAGAAGAAAUUCAGGAUAUUACUGGCCGAGUAACAGGCGAUUACCACCGUGAGCAGCUCUGGUUAGCGAAUGAGAAUAAGAUCAUUUGUCUGCAGGCACGCGCAAGAGGAUACCUUGUAAGAAAAGCUUAUAAAGAACGAAUGAACUACCUCCACAAACAGGAGCCUUCUAUCAUCAGGCUACAGUCUUCUUGGAAAGGAUAUAAACGGAGGAAGGCUUACAAGGACAGGCUAAUGCUCUUGCAAAAUAAUGUUGCCGCUAUUACUAAGAUCCAGUCUUUUGUGAAGAUGUGGAAGGCGAGAAAAGCAUAUCGUGCUAGAUGUCAGUAUUUCAAAGACCAUACAAAGGAAAUAAUUAAAAUCCAGGCAUUCCUCAGAGCAAAUAAAGCUAAAGAUGACUACAAAACCCUGAUCAGUGCAGGAGAGCCCCCAUUGAAUGUUGUGCGUAAAUUUGUUCACCUGCUGGAUCACAGUGACCUGGACUUUCAAGAGGAGCUGGAAGUUACAAGGAUGAGGGAAGAAGUUGUCACCAAAAUCCGAUCCAAUCAGCAACUCGAGAAGGAUCUCAACCUGAUGGACAUUAAAAUUGGGCUUCUGGUGAAAAACAGGAUAACGCUACAGGAUGUGAUUUCCCACAGCAAGAAAAUGGAUAAGAAGAACAAGGGCCAGGCUGUGGAAGUAAUUUCGAGUGACAAGCAAGGGCUAAAAUCACUCAGCAAAGAAAAUAGGAAAAAACUGGAAGCAUAUCAGCAUCUUUUCUACUUGCUUCAGACAAAUCCAACCUAUUUGGCCAAAUUGAUCUUCCAGAUGCCUCAAAACAAAUCAACUAAAUUUAUGGAUACUGUCAUCUUCUCCUUGUACAACUAUGCAUCAAACCAGAGAGAAGAAUAUCUGCUGCUAAAACUCUUUAAAACUGCAUUGGAGGAGGAAAUCAAGUCUAAAGUGGACCAGGUUCAAGAGAUCGUCACUGGAAAUCCCACAGUCAUUAAGAUGGUGGUCACCUUUAACCGUGGUGCACGUGGACAGAAUGCACUCAGACAGUUGCUUUCUCCUGUAGUGAAAGAAAUUAUGGAGGAUAAAACACUCACUAUAAAUACAAGUCCAGUAGAAGUGUACAAGACAUGGGUGAAUCAGAUGGAGAUGCAAACUGGUGAAGCCAGUAAACUGCCAUAUGAUGUAACAACAGAGCAGGCCUUGUCACAUACAGAAGUGAAGACAAGACUGGAAACCUCCAUGCACAACCUGCAGGCCGUCACUGAUAAAGUUCUCAUGUCAAUUAGCACAUCUUUGGAUACCAUUCCUUAUGGAAUGAGGUACAUAGCCAAAGUUCUGAAGAACUCGCUUCAUGAGAAAUUUCCUGAUUCCACUGAAGAUGAACUGCUAAAGAUUGUAGGCAACCUUCUUUACUAUCGCUACAUGAACCCAGCUAUUGUUGCUCCUGAUGGAUUUGAUAUCAUUGACAUGACUGCUGGUGGUCAGCUCCAUCCUGAUCAACGGCGGAACUUAGGCUCAGUGGCAAAAGUCCUACAACACGCUGCUUCAAACAAGCUGUUCGAAGGAGAAAACGCACAAUUGUCAUCUAUGAAUAGCUAUUUAUCACAGACUUACCAGAAAUUCAGGAAUUUUUUCCAGUCAGCCUGUGAUGUACCAGAACCAGAAGAAAAAUUUAAUAUUGAUGAAUACUCUGACAUGGUGACAUUAAGCAAACCGGUUAUUUACAUCUCCAUUGAAGAAAUUAUAAACACUCACUCGCUGCUGUUAGAGCACCGGGAAGCUAUUUCACCAGAUCAUAAUGACCUAUUACAUGAGCUCCUGGAAGGAUUGGGAAGUGUACCUGAUGUUGAAACUCUGAUCGGGGAGGGGGCUGUUGACCCAAAUGACCCCAACAAAGAAAAUGUACUUUCUCAACUUGCAAAAACAGGAGUCUCACUCACUCUGACCAGCAAGAUUGAGUUGCGAGACGGGGAUGACAGAGACAUGAAGACUUUGAUGAUAAAGACCAAACAGUUGAUUGUGGAUGUGAUCAGAACUCAGUCAGGAGAAACGUUGACUGAAAUUUUGGACACACCGGCCUCCUCACAACAGGAAGCCAAUCACUUGAAGGUGGUUGAGAAGCGUGCUCUACUGGAUUCCAAAGUUCCUGACAAAAUGAAACAUAGUCAGUCUAUGCUCGAAGAUGGGCAACUCCCAAUUGAACAGAAAAAAAGGAAAAUCCAGAGGAACCUUCGGACACUAGAACAGGCUGGCCUGGUCUCAUCAUCAAAUAAAUACCAAGAGCUAAUAAAUGACAUUGCAAAGGAUAUUCGGAACCAGCGAAGGUAUCGACAGCGUCGCAAGGCUGAACUUGUGAAGUUGCAGCAGACAUUGAGUGCACUUAAUUCCAAGGCCAAGUUUUACGAAGAACAGAAUAAUUAUUACAAUACCUAUAUUAAAACCUGCCUGGACAACUUAACAAGAAAAUGGUCAGAUUAUGAAGGCUUUUCUUGGGUAAAUUUCAGGAAUGCCCGGCGAUCAAUAAAGUUAGAUGGAAAAGGAGAAGAAAAGGGUAACAAAAAAAUGAAACAGUCGACUUUGCGCUACACAGCAGCUCGCCUGCAUGAAAAAGGUGUUAUUCUGGAAAUUGAAGGACUUCAAUCCAACCAGUUUAAGAAUGUCCUCUUUGACAUCACACCAAGCGAGGAAGUGGGAGACUUUGAAGUCAAGGCCAAGUUCAUGGGGGUAGAGAUGGAAAAAGUACAACUUCAUUUUCAGGACCUGCUGGAGCUACAGUAUGAAGGUGUGACCGUCAUGAAGAUGUUUGGCAAGGCCAAAGUCAACGUAAAUCUGCUAGUUUUCCUACUGAAUAAAAAAUUCUAUGGAAAGUGAACCAUCAAUAUUGGCAGUCCUGACAGUUGAAUUCAUACUAAAAUCUUUCCUCCUCAUCAAUUAAGCAAAUGUUAAGUUCACAAGCAAUCGCAGGAUCACAGUGAUAUUUGAAAUAUCAAUUGUAUUGCUUUUUUUUAAGGAAAACAUAUCACAGUAUUGGACCAAAACUGAUCUCUGCCAUUGUAUUUUCUGCAUAUGAACCAAACCGCCUUUGUGUUUUCAACAGUCCUCAGCUUAGAUUUCUAAUUUUGAAAAGCUGAUACAGAAAAAUAUUGUAUCAGAGAAUGGGUGCAUGUGGAUCAUUUGCUGUUGAGUUUCUUUGUUUUAUUUAACACUGCACUUAAUUGGAUUUCUAAAAAAGUAUUAAAUACAUUAAGCCCAGUUUAAAAUUCUCUUAGCUGUAGAACUACUGCAGAUGCAUAAUACAUUUCCCAGUCGAGGGUUCAUUUCUAUUCCUAGUGAUUUUAACAUAAUAACAGCCCAGUUUCCUGUCUCUUGAUCAUGCCUUCGAUUAUAGGUUUGCUGAUAGUCAGGCUGCACACGGCUUUUUCUAAUUUUCACAAACUAAUGUCAAAAUAAUGAUAAAAGUAGCAAUCUAUUUGAAAAAGAAAAAUCUGGAAUUUAAACAAUAAUGCCUCUUCAAAAAACAACUUCGGUCUAACAAGAUUCCAUUUUCAAAGUGACUUUUGCUACUUUGUGAUUUAACUUUUAAAGGCUGUUUGUGGUUUAAUCAGGGCAGAAGCAGCACAUUAACACAAUAAAAUUAUGAAUACAAAGCCAACAGAAAAAUCCUACUUAGAUCCUGCUUGAUGAUUUUGGCUAUAACUUCUGCCUGUUGCUUCGCUUGUAGCUGAGCAUUACUGAUAAAAUGCCACCUUGCCUCUAAGGGUCUAAGAAUCUUUUCAAGUUUGAUUUUGUUUUUGUUAGGUUCACAUUGAAGGAAAUGCCUUAAUCCAAAUGUAAACUCUGUAGGAUGCAAGAUGUAAAGCUGCAUCACUAGUGUUUCAGUUGGAAAUUUUUGAUGCUUCAUGAUUCAAGUUGUGCUUUCGUUCAGUGACAAUACCAGAGUCUCUUGAUUCAUAUAACCAUGUGCAUAUCUGCAAUACAUUUGUCCACAAUAUCCGUACAUUUCUGGUGUGCCUCUAACAUAAAAGCUAUAUUACAGAGAAAUUCAGGAAAAAUAUCUGUCCGAGUAACUCAGGUCUAAGUUGAAACCUAAAUAUGCUGCUCACUAAGAAGAAAUCAAUACUUACAAUUGAGUUGUGCAUUACAAACCUUUAAAUAAUGCUGUCCAAUGAAUUAAAUGAAUCACCUGACUACCCCAAAAUCCUUUACAGUGUUCAUAACAAUAAAUUGUCUUAACCAGCAAUUAAUUCCAUACACCUUUCACAGCAAUAAUUCCUUAUGACUUUCAAAGUGAGUAUUCUAAAUAGGGGUUCCAUGAAGCUCCCAUUUGUUACAUGCAUAUCAGUUUGAAAAUUUGCUUGUGAUUGCCCAAUAAUAAAGUAUACAAUAUAGGUACAAAUCAAAUUCUAUAACCUUUUAAUGUUUAUCUUUAAUCUGAUGGUUUAACUUUUCUGUUAUCAGUGCAGACAUAGCUUUAUGCGCUGGUGUAAUUGAGCAGGUUACAGAAGAACUAGAAAUGUAGAAUUUAAAAUUACACUUGCCAUUCGUGAAUUUUAGUCGUGAUUUAGAAACAAAUUUAUGGGACCCUAUAAUUCUGAUUAUUGAUUCUUAAAAUAAAAAUAAUAGAACAAUGUGGCUUCAAUUUCUGUUACUAAGGCAAGGCAGCAUUGAUCUGACCUCCAAGCACAAGUGUUUCCAAUGUUGCUUAUUUAGUUUAAGAAUAAUUAAAAUUAAUCAUUUAUUUAAAUAGUUGGCUUUAAAUGCAGUGUACAAUUCCAGUUAUGAAAACAUUCCAUUUUAAAUAUUCAAUGUAAAAAGUUAAAAUAUUAUGAUUUAUACAUUACGAGAUAAUAAAUAUGCACUACUGCCUAAUGGCCAAAAAUAUAUUUCCAGCCAAUGUGUGCUACCUGUAGAAUGGUAAUAAAGUAAUGAUUUGGCUCUAGUGAUUGAUUUAUUUACGUCAGUUCAAACCAACAGUUUGUGCCUUUUGUAUGUAAACUGCUCUGUCCCCCAGUGUUGGCUAUUUAUAGCUAUUCUUUUAAAACCAAAAUAUUGGAAUCUUGUUUGACAACAUUGAUUUUUCAAUAGUUGUCUGCCUUGUCAAAUUGUGUAAAAUAAAUCUACCUAAAGAGUUUCAAUUCUGUUGAUUUUGUUUUCUUCCAAUGUGAACAUGCGGCCUCAUUGUGAUGAUUUUUAUUAGAUUUGUGGUUUUUGCUUAUUAGCAUAAAGCUUCUCCCAUAAAUAUCUUCUGAUUUUAAAAAAAAUUAAUUUCCUUUGUUUUUAAUCAAAUUGUGGUCAUGUGUAAGCUGUGUUAAAACUCUCAGUUGGAGCCACACAAUAUGUUUCCCAAUUUCCAGCUUCUCGAGGCCUAACUUUAAAUCUAAUAUCAAACUAAAGCAGAUAAUUACAGUUCUGAUGCAAGUGGUUUGCACCCCAACAGGUUAAUAAAUGAAAGCUGAUAGUAGCAACCAUUUUGUGGUUCCAUACAUAUGAUUAACUAGUGGAAGUGAAUUUCCUUUCUCUUGUACCUGAUGCCAUCACUUCUUUGUCCUAAUGAAUAUUAUGUUGUGGAGAUUCAUCUAAAGAAAAUAUAUGUUGUAAUUUUAUAGUAAUUAAAAAAGAACAUGCUUCUUC
Messenger RNA from Carcharodon carcharias (great white shark), 7863 nucleotides. It is a transcript of the gene iqgap2, whose product is annotated as IQ motif containing GTPase activating protein 2. Bases 82 to 5103 code for a protein of 1673 amino acids. Lineage: Eukaryota; Metazoa; Chordata; Chondrichthyes; Lamniformes; Lamnidae. Gene Ontology annotation, cellular component: cytoplasm. The transcript has 38 exons. Gene Ontology annotation, molecular function: calmodulin binding; GTPase activator activity; actin filament binding. The record is from RefSeq and is a predicted model, not a curated record. Gene Ontology annotation, biological process: regulation of actin cytoskeleton organization; regulation of GTPase activity.